Messenger RNA from Rhinichthys klamathensis goyatoka, 2203 nucleotides. RefSeq names its product zinc finger protein 106b (gene znf106b). Lineage: Eukaryota; Metazoa; Chordata; Actinopteri; Cypriniformes; Leuciscidae. Gene Ontology annotation, molecular function: SH3 domain binding; RNA binding. Gene Ontology annotation, cellular component: cytosol; membrane. The record is from RefSeq and is a predicted model, not a curated record. Bases 94 to 1920 code for a protein of 608 amino acids. The transcript has 13 exons.
CGUGGAUGGAUAACGCAGCAUACUGACAACAACUACUAAAAAAUGUGUUUUGGGUAGAUUAAUAUAGGCUAUAAUUGUAAAUAACAGGCAGCCAUGAAAUCCAGAAAGAAGGGGAAAAGGUCCGGGAAACCCCAAACCUUCAUAUACACGAAAUGUUUGAUCUGUGGCGAACAGUACGGAGAUAAGAAUUUGGACACUCAUAUGCAUUCUUAUGUCCACCAUGAGGCAGUUGAGCAUCUCAAGGGCAGUGAACAGUUGCAUAAGUGUUUGGCAUGUGAUGUGUCUGUGCUGGGACUAGAGCUGUACAAGGAGCAUAUUGCCACCCGCAAACACACAUACAGUCUGUACAAACUUCACAACAGAAGAAGAAAAGAACAAAAAUAUAUGAACUACCAUAUAGACCUGACUGAUGAGGAGUUUUUAGCCCUUCAAAUAGAGCGAAAAAAGAAGAUACAAAAAUGUACGGAGACUUGUUUUGUCUGCUGUCAGAUUUUCCCUAUACAGGAUUUGGAUGCACAUAUGCACAGUAUUGUCCACCAUCAGGCAAUUGAGGAACUGAAGGGCAGUCCACAGGUUCAUAAGUGUUGGGCCUGUGACAUGACUAAAACAGGAAUGGCACAGUUUAAGGUGCAUAUUCGCACUCUUUAUCACAAAUACAUGUUGUUUGAACUCCAAAAGAUUACAGCAGAUGGAAAAACAGUGGACUACAGUGCUGAAAUUGAUGAUGAGCUUAGAGCCUUUUGUUACCAAAGAGAUCAACAAAUGCAAGAGAAAAAGAGAGAGAAAACAAAGAAGUGGAAACAAGCAAAAUUGAAGAGGGCACAGUUGUUAAAAUCGAAAGAAAACACAAGUGAAAUUGGGCAUUCAACAAUACCUGUCAUAGACAAUGAGGAGUUCACAAAUGGCCAGUUGCCGCAAUCAUGCCGUCUCUUCGUCUCUUGGGAAAAUCAAAAUGACCUCCCAGCAUCUUUCCAGCUUAACCAAAACCUGCCUAAACAGAGACAGGAGAGCAUACUUGAUAUGGACAGAUCAAACGGGCCACUUGUGAAAAAGCCUCGUCUUGAGAACCCAUCAGAUAAUCUUCCUCAAGAAAUGUCUGCUCAUGGCACACCGACUCCAGAAAUUGAAGAUGGUACAUCUGCUGGGCCUACAUGUGCGCCCGGACUGGUCCAAAGCAGGAUGGAGGCCAACAAACCCAACUUGACAGCAACGAAAGGAACUUGUUCAGCACAGAAGGCAACGACCAAGAAUGAAGCUGUCAUUCCCAAACCUCCACUACAAAAACGCAGUCGUUCCAAAAAGUCUAUGAGGAAAGUUAACAAAGCAGAAUCACAGAGUAAUAAACAGGGCACAACCAGAGAAGGUAUGAAUGGGCAAGAGCCACACGUUGAUUCUCUUCCAUCUGGAACUUCACUGAAUGAAAUGUUUGAAAGCCAGACUUCAGGAAAUGACUGCCAGGCAGUAGAGGUUGUUGAAAACGUUCGGCCUCAGACUGUGCAUGUUAAGAAAAAGAAAUCAAAUGCGUGUGACACAGAACAGGGAGAAACAUCACUGGUGAACAGCUUUGAAACCAACUCCUGCAACGUCCAGAAAAACAAGAAAAAAAAACAAGACAUUUCACAUAACAAUCUGAAUCCCAAGACAAAUGACAAAACAUCUAGAAAAAGGAAAGUGAAGAAGUUGUUGACGCUGUCUUCGAAAGAAGAUAAGUUGACUAGCUCUUUGGAGGAUGUAGGUGACGAGUUGUUCCUGGCGUACUCUACCAUGCAGAGCGCUUACACAGAAGUUCAGCGUCUACUAGCUGUUAAACAACAGGUAACCUCAGAGAUGGCCUCGCUCAGGACGAAGCGCAUAAAGAUUCUGCAGGAUAUGAAGAAUCCCACUCAUUCAGACCAGCAGGUGGGGCUAAAUGCCUCCUGACAGCUGUGUGAACCUCUGAGGAAGGAUCCCUCCCCUAGCCAUCCCAGGGAGCCUCACGGAGCAGCUGCACCAUAGGACUCACUCCCAGGUUUAUCUGAUUCUGGACCUAACUCUCAGUGAACACAAAUGACCUCUGUGAGCAUGUAUCUCAUCUGAGAGCACAGACUGCAUCAUUGUAACAGACUUUAAUGCAGUUUUAUAAUUGUUUUAUUGCAGUUCACAUUGGAUUAUGCUCUAACUUGAUCAGAUCGGUGCGGAUUAUUUCUAAAGAAAAAAGCAAUCG